GAGGGGUUGGCUUAUCGGUGUUUUGAAUUAGGUCUCAAAAGUAGACUGUCAAGAAUUGUCACUUUCUCUCGGGAUACUGUAUCUACCUGGUAUUUUGAACCAGCAGCAUCUUUAACUGGAAUUUAAAGCAAACCUUCAAAAAAUGAGUAAAAUUUCAAAGUUGUUUAAAGUGAGCUCCUCUUCAAGCUCGUCCAGCUCCAGGCCCAGUUCUGGAUCUGGAUCAAGCUCUAGAUCUCGGCACCACCGAUCCAGGUCUGGUCCUUCACCCCAGGAGGCCAUCCACAGACUGAGAGAGACAGAGGCGAUGUUAACUAAAAAACAGCAAUACCUAGAGAGCAGAAUCGAGCAGGAGAUCACGAUUGCCAAGAAGAAUGGCACCAAAAACAAAAGAGCUGCACUUCAGGCUCUUAAGAGAAAGAAACGCUUUGAGCAGCAGUUAACGCAGAUCGAUGGGACUCUGUCCACCAUUGAGUUCCAGCGAGAAGCUCUGGAGAAUGCCACCACAAACACAGAGGUCCUGAAGAACAUGGGUUACGCUGCCAAAGCCAUCAAAGGGGUUCACCAGAACAUAGAUCUGGAUAAGAUUGAUUCCCUCAUGCAGGACAUUACAGAACAGCAGGAAGUCGCUCAGGAGAUCAGUGAUGCCAUCUCACGACCUUUUGGUGACCAGUUUGAUGAGGAUGAAUUGUUGGCAGAGCUGGCAGAGUUGGAACAGGAAGAACUAGAAGAAAGUAUGAAGAAUAUGGGUAGAUUACCAAGUGUACCGACUACCAAACUACCCAGCACAAGACCAAGCCACCCUGCAACAUCCAAGAAGAGAGUGGAGGAUGAUCAUGACAUGAAGAGGUUGGCUGCAUGGGCUUCCUAGACAGCAGUACAGACAAAAACUUUCUAUGCACUCUCAAAAUCAUAGACAUGCACUGCCAAUAAUUUGUCACAUUGUUAGAACUUAAAAAAAAAUGUAGAGAAAUGAAGUUGAGACAAAUAGCGGAUUGUUAUAUAUAUGAGUUGAUCUUUAAAAUGAAGGAUUACUUUGCUGGAGACAACUUUGUGUAAAUAGCAGCAUUUAAUGAGUGAAGGAUCAUGAACUGUUUAUUUUUGAUUAAAUGUAAAUGUUGAAUACUGGGUUUGGAUGAAAAUAAACUGAUAUUAACUACA
Molecule: messenger RNA, 1158 nt
Organism: Myxocyprinus asiaticus (Chinese sucker)
Lineage: Eukaryota; Metazoa; Chordata; Actinopteri; Cypriniformes; Catostomidae
Product: charged multivesicular body protein 4c-like
Exons: 5
Coding region: 143-868 (241 amino acids)
Biological process (GO): vesicle budding from membrane; late endosome to vacuole transport via multivesicular body sorting pathway
Cellular component (GO): cytoplasmic side of plasma membrane; multivesicular body; ESCRT III complex
Source: RefSeq, a predicted model, not a curated record